AUGCCAACUGCACCAAUUUGGAGUAAUCUUUUGUUGGGCAAUUUUAGUAGUCGGUAUGGCUAUGGAUUUGAUACAACUACAACAUCUUGUUCAUGUCAUUUCGGACGAACAACUGGUGUAUCAGAGUCACAAAUGCGUGUCUUGAAAGAAAACAUUUUAUGUAACAAAGUAUAUAGUCGCAUUGAUCAAGUUGUAGCUAAACUUGGCGAAUCCAUCGAAGCAAUGGAAAUACAAUAUGCUGACCAUUAUGUACUCAAUCAAACGAAAACUCGCUUGUUACCUGUGCCAAUGGGCAUAUCAUCUUAUAUGAUAUCUUUACUUUCUCAGUGUGUUCGUGUACAAUCAAUGUUACGUAGUGUUCAUAAUCGCAUUACUCUUACGUUUAUGUAUGCUUGA
Molecule: messenger RNA, 396 nt
Organism: Rotaria sordida
Lineage: Eukaryota; Metazoa; Rotifera; Eurotatoria; Philodinida; Philodinidae
Source: the annotation of a GenBank genome assembly